This is a messenger RNA of Spizellomyces punctatus DAOM BR117, 2023 nucleotides long. Its product is annotated as pentatricopeptide repeat domain-containing protein. Gene Ontology annotation, molecular function: protein binding. Bases 7 to 1929 code for a protein of 640 amino acids. The record is from RefSeq and is a predicted model, not a curated record. NCBI's taxonomy places the organism in Eukaryota, Fungi, Chytridiomycota, Chytridiomycetes, Spizellomycetales, Spizellomycetaceae. The transcript has a single exon.
CUCGCCAUGUUCCACACAAUAGCACGUCGGUUAGCGCAGCCUGUCGCUCAAGCUUCCCGUCGAUGUCCGACGGUCCGUCACCCCGCUACAACACCAUCCUGCUUUCUUAGGAAGCAGCAUACGAACUCUGCCCCUGAGCAACAACUGAGCGUAAUAAAAGAAAGCACAGCGUCCUCUGGCGCAGAGUCGUCGAAAGACGCAGUCGCAAGCGUGCGGAGUAUUUUACGGGAGUAUAUUGACAAGCCUAUCCCGCAAUCACCAAAUGAUUCCCGACCACACUUCACUCCCGACCAAUUUGUCAAAUAUGUGCGUCAGCAGGACCACAGAUUGGCCUGGGAUGCUUACAAAUAUCUCGAAAGGAAUGAUAACUUGAAGGAAAUUGGCUUGGACGUAUUCAAUGGUUUUUUGCGGUUAAUAAGGUCACACACCUUGUCCUGGGGUGCCAGGCUGACGAAAGAAAGUCGUAUCCGCACUGCGGAAGGGAUCAUUGCUACUAUGCGUAAGAAUGGGCUUGAGCCAAAUACACCUACGUAUGUUGCACUGGCCUCAUACUACGCCUAUGCGGGUCAGGUCAAAAAGGUGCAAAAGAUCUGGAAGAUCAUGGCUGAACGCGGAUGGAACCUUCCGCGUGUGGCUCCCUUUAUCUUACUUACUGCGAAGGCUUGGGACCGGCCUACAGAUGCCUUGAAGGAACUCGAGGAUAGCGUGGGGCGGUAUCCAAUUGCACAAUUGUCCGGACCUUACAAUGCACUCCUUGAACACGCUGUACAGUUGAAGCAGGACGAUCUUGUUCAGCGAGUAUUGUUAUUUGGAAAGGAUAACGGGUUUUUGCCAGAUGGACGGACAUAUGACAUUUUGAUAGAAUACUUUGCCUCCAGCAAAGGCGAUAUCGAAGAAGCUCGGAAGCUGGUAUACAAGAAGUUGGAGAAUGGAUACGGAAGAACCACGCGUUCCUAUAAUUCUCUCCUUCGCGGCUUUCUUCGAGCGAACCGUGUCCUUGAAGCAGACAAAAUUUUGAGAGAAAUGGAGACUCACGGUGUCCCCGCGAACACCGUCACAUACAAUCUGAUGCUGACCGCUUAUUGGCAUCAACGAGAUCCAAUAGCGGCGAUGCGCAUGUAUAUUUCAAUGCUAGUUAAGCGCGUUGGCCCCAAUCGAAACACACAUGCAGCGCUUUCCAAAUCGGUAGGAAUGUAUACGGCGGGACUUCGAAACCUGAUUGAGCGAGCUGGGGCAUUCCCGAGUCCUGCAUUGUACAAGGGUAUUUUGGAAGGCUUUCUGGAGGACAAAGAAUACCGUCAGGCCAUUGCUUUGUUGCGCGAAUAUCGGAAGGAACAUAAGCGCAAUAGCCACCGAUGGCCGAUGACCGUUGAUAUCCUCAAACUUGAACUUUCAUGCCUUUCGAAGCUGGGCCGAGGGGAAGAUGCGGAAUCGACUUUUGAAGAAAUAUCCACACAGGCCGAAAGUGGAGCAGAUUUCUACUCUUACAAUGCAGUCAUUUCCGCUUUUUCCAAAGCACCACACAAAAAUCCCGAAAAGGCAGCGUAUUAUCUCGACCGAAUGAAAAAGGCUGGGUUGGAACCUGACCAAUAUACUUACAACGGACUCAUAUACAGUGUGUGGGACGCAGGCAAACCCUUGAACCAACAGGCGCUAGACUACGUGCGGGAAUAUGUCCAAACCAGGAAGGAAGCGCCAGGGAAGUUGCAUCCUACCGAUGGCAUAACCAGAGUGCUGCAAAUCAUUGGGGAGGGGGACCAACUGAAGGGGUUUCAGAUAGUGGCGUCCGGACAGACCAUCGAUUUGACGAAAUUGGCACCCAUUGACCCUGAGCCUCAAGAUGAGCCUCAAGAGGGGAAGGCGCUCUUGGACGCUUUCAGUGAAAAAAAGGUGUCUGUCGAUGAGGAUCUGUGGAGAGCAGCGGGCUAAAGAGGCAUGAUUGAUAACAUAUAGAGUACAUCGUUGACCGGAGGACGUAGGGUCGACUUCCGUUGACUCGACGUGAAUAUAAUACUUAAGCAUA